AUGCAAGCGGGUGGCGUGACGGCGGCGCCCGCGCCGGCACCUCCCAAUGGGUACGGAACACAGCAGCAACAGCAACAGCAACAGCAGCAGCAGCAACAGAUGUUGUUGCAGCAGCACCACCAGCAGCAGUUGUCCAACAACUCGCCGGCGUCGACGGCGGCCACCGGCACGGCCACCACCAACAAGAUACUGAUAAACGGCGGCCGUUUUGACUUCGACGACGGCGGCACGUACUGUGGUGGCUGGGAGGACGGCAAGGCGCACGGGCACGGCGUGUGCACCGGCCCUAAAGGCCAGGGAGCGUACUCGGGAUCUUGGCACUAUGGUUUCGAGGUGUCCGGCGUUUACAUGUGGCCCAGCGGUAACACUUUCGAGGGCCAAUGGCAGAACGGCAAGAGACACGGGUUGGGCGUCGAGUCCCGGGGGAGGUGGCUGUACAGAGGAGAAUGGACACAAGGUUUCAAAGGCCGGUACGGUGUCAGACAAUCGGCCACGACCAACGCCAAGUACGAGGGGACUUGGGCCAACGGGUUGCAAGACGGCUACGGGUCAGAGACGUACGCCGACGGUGGGACGUUUCAAGGGCAGUGGAUGCGCGGCAUGCGACACGGAUACGGCGUCCGGACCAGUGCUCGGUUCGGGAUGGCAUCUCAUUCCAAGCCAAACAAAUCGGACAUCCGGAAUUCCCUGUCGUCGUUGGGCAGCGACGAUGCGCACAACAAGGUGGGCAGUGCGUCCGAAGACCCGGUAAUUGGUAGCGAGGGUCGUGACAAGAAGCUGGACGACACCCGAGGUGGGUUCGUGUUGAAGGCCAACAGUGACGAGCAGCCGAACAAACACAAGACGCUGGUGUCCAAGUCCACGCACAGUCUCAAGAGGACGUUCAUGUCUGGUUUCAAAAUGCGAAAACAGAGAAGCACCGGCGAGCUGGAGAAGAAAGUGUCGGGGAGCAUCAGAAGCACUGCGUCCUGUACGUCAUGGAUCAGCACUGGAUCGUCUCAGUCGGCGAUGGGAGAGUCCUAUAACACAGACUCCAAUGCAAGUUUCAUCGUCGAGGACGAGCAUAUGGACGUGAAUACGACGGAAACGUACGUGGGCGAAUGGAAGAACGACAAGAGAUCCGGAUACGGGAUCGCCGAGAGGACGGACGGGCUGAAGUAUGAGGGUGAAUGGUUCGCUAACAAGAAAUAUGGUUACGGAGUGACGACGUUCAAGGACGGCACGAAGGAGGAGGGCAAGUAUAAGAACAACGUGCUGGUGACGUCCCAGAAGAAAAAACACUAUUUCCUGAUGAGGUCAGCCAAGCUCAAGGAACGGAUCGAGGCCUCUGUAAACGCGGCGCAUAGGGCGUCGAAAAUUGCGUUGCAAAAAGCGGAUAUAGCAAUAUCUAGGAUGGCCACAGCGAGGGGCAAAGCGGAACUGUCUGAUAUCGCAGCGGACCACGCUCGAGAGGAUUACGAAAUUGCAAAACUCACCGCCAAACAGUUUGCUCCAGAUUUCAUUCAACCAGGACUGGAAAAGACCAGACUCCGGGAGAUAUUGAAACAGCGUAUGUCAAUCGACCAAAAAACAAUAUUGCAGCCGUUGAUGCCGAUGCCUAAUCCCGUCGGACCGACAUCGUCGUCUGACGCAGUUGACGCGUCGUCCCUGUCAUUGUCGUCCAACAACCUGUUAUACUCAAACACCGGCGGUCAGCAGGACCCAACCGAGACUACACCACAAUUCAGACCUAGGUCGCACUACGCGCAGCCUUAUUACCAGUCGACAGCAACCAGUGCCAGCAACCAUCAUCAACAGCAGCAGCAGCAACAGUCCAGCGGCGUUAACUCACAGAGUUCCGUGGGCCAAUCGUACCCUCGAAACAGCCUCACACCGGAAAUGAGACAGAACUCGUCAAGCAACCAUCACCAGCAGAACCAAGGUUACAACCAGAAUAGUGGUGGGUCCUCGGCACCGCCACCGCCGCCGCCGAGCCGCUCCAACAAUAACGGCCUCGGCGACCAGUACCCCGGUAACGCACAGAACAGCAUGUACGGCGCCGGGGCCAGACGGCCGUACGGCCAGAACGGCAGCGGUGGCGGCGCAGCUGGAGGCAGCGGUGGAGGGCAACCGACGGCCCGCCAAAGCGUCAUCGACAGGGCGUCGUUUUCACAGCAACGCAUGUCGUCGUCGUCUCACGCCCCCUACCCCCGAGCCAACGAAGACGGUGCAGGUGCAGGUGCAGGCGCUGGCUCGCCACGUCGUGACAGUGCCAGCCGGCCAAAUCGUCACAGCCAAUACGAAGUAGGCGUGGACGACGACACCGAUCCUUCGCUGUUGAGACGAAACACAAAAUACGUCAACAGGGAAUCACUGUACUCAUUUCAACAGGCCAUGAGUGAUCAUUUUGAUCAUUACAAGAGGCCACCGAGCCGGGAUAAUAGUGUGGACCGGUACAGCCGGGCAGCCAGUCGGCUCAGUGGAGGGUCGAGACAGUCAUCAGUGGAAAAGUCACAGAACCAGCAGCAACAGAGAAGAGGAGGAGAUGAUCGACUUCCUUCCUCAUCGUCUUCCGCAGCUGAUAAAUCAUUCAGCGGUGGUAAUGGCUUCAAAACAUCGUCGGCGGCCGGGGCCAAGCAAAAUAUCUCGUCAUCGGCCGCCGCGCAGCGUCAACCACCGCCGUUUGAGGAUAUCAUACUUAGGCAACGGAACCUCGGGCAGGAGAUCGUUCCGUCACCUAUCGGGCAACCCAAGCGUACGGAGUCCUUGUACGUGAACCCAAAUACCGCACGCAAAGAGACCAAACCUAAAGUGAGUACAACAAAUAUUUGGCGUAGGAGUAGGAGUAAUAGUCCUGAUAAUGGUGAUGACCAAAGCAUUAAUGGCGUUAGUGUUGGUAGUGUUGGUAGUGGUGCGAGUGACAACAGUCAUGGUAGCCGUAGUAGCUCCUUGAUUGGUUGUUGUUGUUUUAUUUGCAAUAGGAACGAUGAUAUGAUCCACGAUAAUAGUGAAAUUAUUGAUAGUCAUGGUCGUCAAGUUAUGAGAAGUAAUAGUGAUUGCCGUACAAAUAGCAGCAGUACUAGUGGCAACGGUAGGGGUAGUGGUGAUGGUCAUGCUACUAUGGAUAGUUUUAAUUUUAGUGAAAUUGGAGGUAGUGGUGAUGGCCGCGUCAGUAGGAUAAGUGGUUAUAUCCACUCUAGUAGGGGCAGGGGUGUUGGCCGGUCCAGAAGUAAUAGCACUGACAACUACGGUAGUAGAGUUAGCGGUGAUGGUCUCGAUAGUAUGCUUAGUGUUGAUCAGCAUGCUAAUAUGAUUAGCGGUGGUGGUCACCCUAGUAGGUGUAAUGAGAGACGUGGAUCUAGUAGGGGUAGGGGAGAAGGUCGCUCUAGUAGCAGAAGUGCGGAUGGCCGAGCUACGUCUAGCACGAUUCCUUUGAAUAGCAGCAACAGCCAUUCUAGUGGUAAUAGCGCUAAUGGUAAUAGCGCUAGUGGUAAUAGCGCAAGUGGUAAUAUCGCUAGUGGUAAUAGCGCUAGUGGUAAUAGCGCAAGUGGUAAUAGCGCUAGUGGUAAUAGCGCUAAUGGUAAUAGCGCUAGUGGUAAUAGCGCAAGUGGUAAUAGCGCUAGUGGUAAUAGCGCUAGUGGUAACAGUGCUAGUGGGAAUAGUAGUAUUACCCGCCCUGGUAGGAGUAGAAGUGGUUUAAGAGUAAGAUUCAAUUUUGAUGUGAGUAGCAGUGAUGACCCCCCUGAAAGGAGUAGUGGGCCCAAUAGAGAUCACAAUCACAUUAGAAGUAACAGGCACAGUAGCUGUGAUAGUUACUUCGAUUCAAGGGAUUAUAAUCAAGUUACUACAAGUGCCUUUGUUGACAGAGAUACCAGAGAAUUUGAAAAUACAAUUAACUUACAAGUUAGUACUCAAGGAAAUGACGGUAAUAUUGGUGGCUACAGUAGUGGUAGCAUCCGUAGUAACUUUGACGACCAUUCUGAUAUUGCCAGAGUCCAUAGAGUUGGUGGUUAUGAAAAUGGUGGCGUAUGUUGUAGUAGUAAUGAUGACUACGUAAGUAACGGCAUUCGUGAUGCUAGUGUUGUCCACGGUAGAAGUAGUAUUCGUGGCAAUGGUGGUGGCCACAUUAAUAAUGACAUACGUGGUGUUGGUGGCAUCUAUGUUAGCAAUAGAGUGGUCCGCGAUCCAGCUGACUACCACGUUAGAGGUGUGGUCAUCCGUGAAAUUAGUAACAGUGGCCGUGACAGUGGUCAAGGCACUGACGAUUAUGAAUAUAACUACGAUUAUGAAGGUUUCUACAACUAUGCAGAUGGCUAUUAUAAUGAAGGUAACUACGGAAACGGAGAUGGAGAUGAUGUAGGUGACGGAAGAAUGCGUAGGUUGUUGCCAUCAAUUCCUUUUAUACAGCAAAUGAUGUGGUUUCGAUCGUACUUAAGAAAUAGUCGUAGGAACGUUCUAUUUUACCACACAUAG
This is a messenger RNA of Macrosiphum euphorbiae (potato aphid), 4452 nucleotides long. Lineage: Eukaryota; Metazoa; Arthropoda; Insecta; Hemiptera; Aphididae. The record is from the annotation of a GenBank genome assembly.